AAUAGUUUAUAGAGGAGUGCUAGGGGGCCAGCAGAAUUUGUGAUGUUUAGCCAUCAAUUAGCCAUCAUCAAUAUUUUCAAUGGUGUGAGAUGACAUCUAAUAGUGUAGGAUUAAUCAUUUUCUUUUCGAUGAUUAAGUGCUGUCCAAAUUUCAACAAAAGUGUUGGUCCCCUAUAUUUUCUCUAGUUUAUAAUCCCAGACUCUUUCUCUAAAACCUUUCCGCACAAAAAUCGUAGACAAUGGCUCCACCGCCGCCGCCACCAUCAUCAUCAUCAAGAAUUUGUAGACACCAAGAGCCACAUUUACCAGAUGAGUGUUGGGAAUUAAUUUUCAAACACAUCAGCGACCCUCUCGAUUACGAAUCACUCUCCCUAGUCUCACGCCAGUUAUUUUCCCUUACCAACAGCCUCCGCACCGACCUCUCCGUUCUCGACCCUGUCCGCCCUCUCCUUCCCACCCUCCUCCGCCGUUUUCCCAACAUGACGACCAUCAAAAUCACGCGCUACUUCACGGGUGACAUCAACGCACUCCUCUCCCAAAUCGCUUUGUUCGACCUACCCUCACUCCGUUCCCUCGACCUGUCCCACCAACCCACCUUCCCCUCACAUGGGUUGCAGCAAUUCUCCCAAAAGUUUCCAACUUUGAAGUCACUCAACUGUUCCUUCAUGCCUCAGGAUUUGGGCUUAAUUGUCGAGUGCUUCCCAAACCUCGAAGAAAUCGAUGUGAGUUUCCCUCCGUAUAAUUGUGAUGAGAUAACAGAUUAUUCCCGUGUAAAGGCCUUUGCUUCAGGGCUUAAGAAGCUUAGAAAGGUGAAUGUUUCAGGUAACCGUAAAUUUCGGAACUCUCACAUUUCCACCUUGUGUCAGAAUUGUCAUUUUUUAGAAGAGCUUAUUGUUCUUGAAUCAACCAGCCGUCAUAGUGAGAUAACUCAGAUUGCUAACGCAAUCCGUCAGAGAUCCCAAUUGAGGUCUUUGUCUUUUAGCGGUUGGCAUGAUAAAAUUUCGGAGUUCAUUGAUGCAUUGGUAAAUUUGAAGGGUUUGACUUGUCUUGAUUUGUCUUAUACGCCUAUAUCUGACGAAGUCUUGUGUGCUGUUGCGGAGGAAGGCCUUCCCUUGAGGAAACUCUCUCUGCAGUACUGUAGGGGAUAUGGAUACCAUGGGAUUUCUCGCUUGUUGAGAAAGUGUAACCAUUUGCAUUAUUUAGAUCUUGAGAGCACAGAAUUUCUGAAUGAUCAGCGUGUGGGUGAGUUGUCUUUGCUUCUUGGUAACUUAAACUUUGUGAAACUUAAUGGGAAUGAAAAGCUUACUGAUUUGAGUUUGUUCGCCAUAAUGCGUAACUGCCCUUUGAUAACUGAGAUCAGGAUGGAAAAUACCUGUCUUGGGAAGAAGAAGGUGGAGGAGAAUUUUUUGUUUGUGAAUUAUUCUCAUGUGAAGUUUCUCUAUUUGGCUAAUAAUUUAUGGCUAGAUGAUAGAAGUGUCACUAUACUUGCUUCCGUAUGCCCAAACUUGGAGAUGAUGGAUUUGAGCGAUUCCAGGACCUAUUCAAAGGGUGUUAUUGAAGUUUUAUGGAGGUGUUGUAAGAUUCAACGCUUGGACUUGGCUCAUUUAGGAUACAAGGAGGUUCCGUUUAAGGAUCACGGCCAGUGGGGUAAAGCAGGUGGUAAAAAAUUGCAAGCAACUAAGAAUGAUAAGUUUGUAUUCUUGUCAAAACAUAUCUACUGAUGUCAUUGCUUGGAUGUUAUUGGCAAAGUCAUCGUUGAGAAAAAUAACAUUUGCUAGUGAUGCGGGCCGGAGGGAUCUCUCCCUAAGUCAUGGAUGCGUCGUCGGCUGGGAUCUGCGCGGUCGUCGGUUGGGAUUGCGCGGUUGUUGGUUGGGAUUGCCUGGGAUUACUAAUGUAACUGAUUCUCUCCCAAUCUGAUAGGUCAAGAACUAAUUU
Arachis ipaensis is the source of this 1934-nucleotide messenger RNA. RefSeq lists its product as uncharacterized. Gene Ontology annotation, biological process: SCF-dependent proteasomal ubiquitin-dependent protein catabolic process. Gene Ontology annotation, cellular component: SCF ubiquitin ligase complex. Lineage: Eukaryota; Viridiplantae; Streptophyta; Magnoliopsida; Fabales; Fabaceae. Gene Ontology annotation, molecular function: protein binding. The record is from RefSeq and is a predicted model, not a curated record.